GUAUCUCAGCCAGACCGUAGUGGAAGAGACGAUGUUAACAGCCAACCCUCAGAACAGGGAGAAAUUAGCCCUACUCAAACAAGCUCUAGGUGCUAUGGGAUUCAAUAGCCUGGAGGUGGAGAACCUGUUUGUAAUUCUCUCAGCAAUUCUGCAUCUUGGAGACAUUCGCUUUACGGCUCUGACAGACGCUGAGACAGCAUUCGUGUCAGACCUGCAGCUACUGGAACAAGUGGCAGGGAUGCUGCAGGUUUCACCAGAUGAGCUUGCUUCAGCCUUAACAACUGAUGUUCAGUAUUUUAAAGGAGACAUGAUUGUACGGAGGCAUACUAUAGAGAUUGCAGAAUUUUACCGAGAUCUCUUGGCAAAAUCUCUAUAUGGUCGUUUGUUUAGCUUUUUAGUCAACACAAUCAACUGCUACCUUCAAAAUCAAGAUGAGACUGGCAGUGACCAGGUAUUUGAAAUUGGAGUACUGGAUAUUUUUGGAUUUGAAGAAUUUCAAAAGAAUACGUUUGAACAGCUAUGUGUCAACAUGACCAAUGAGAAGAUACACCAGUACAUCAGCGAGGUGCUUUUCCUACAAGAGCAAGCAGAAUGUGUACAAGAGGGAGUUGCCAUGGAAACGGUGUAUUCUCCUGGUAACCAUACCGCAGCCUUGGAUUUUUUCUUUCAGAAACCAUCAGGCUUUUUGUCAAUGCUGGACGAAGAAAGCCAAUCUGUUUGGUCAGUGGAACAGAGCCUUUCUAAACGCAUUCAGUCUUACCUGGAUUCAUCAGACACAAAUACAGUAUAUUCCUCCACAAAAGAUGGAAAUGGUAACCUUGCCCCAAAGGAUCAGGGCUCCACAUUCACUGUAAUGCAUUAUGCUGGGAGGGUUACUUAUGAAAUUGCUGGUGCGAUAGAAAAAAAUAAAGAUUCCCUUUCACAAAAUCUCGUGUUUGUAAUGAAAACCAGUGAAAAUGUAGUCAUCAAUCAAUUGUUCCAGUCCAAGCUGACACAAACUGGAUCACUUAUUCCUCCAUAUCAUUCCCUUAAAAUCAAAGGGUGUAAAGCAGCUUUGCUGAGUAAAAAACCUUCAGUAGCCUGUGCAAGUGGAGAAGCAAAAAAAUACAUUGAGCUCAGCAAGCUGUUGAAAAAGAAAGGAACAUCCUCAUUUCUCCAGAGACUGGAACGAGGGGGCCCAACCACUGUGGCAAUACAGCUCAGGAAAUCACUCACAGAUAUUAUUGGGAAGCUGCAGAACUGCACACCACAUUCUGUUCAUUGUAUAAAGCCUAAUAACUCCAAGUUGCCAGAUACUUUUGACAAUUUUUAUGUGUCUGCUCAACUGCAGUACAUUGGUGUCCUAGACAUGGUCAAAAUCAUACGACAUGGAUAUCCAAUACGUCUCUCUUUCACAGACUUCUUGUCAAGGUAUAAAGAUUUGGCUGAUACAGCAGCAGGAGAGAAGAAGAAGUUGUCUGCCAAGGAGAGAUGUCGUCUUAUUCUUCAGCAGUGCAAAUUACAAGGCUGGCAGAUAGGAGUCCGAAAAGUGUUUCUUAAGUACUGGCAAGCUGACCAUCUCAACGAUUUGUGCCUUCAGCUUCAGAAGAAAAUUAUAACCUGCCAAAAAGUUGUGAGAGGAUUUCUAGCUCGCCAGCGCUUGCUACAGAAGAUGAGCAUCAAACAGCAAGAGGUCACCUCAAUCAAAAGCUUCUUGCAGAACGCUGAGGAUAUGGGAUUGAAAACAUAUGAUGCCUUGGUCAUUCAAAAUGCUUCUGACAUUGCUCGGGAGAAUGACCGGCUCCGCAAUGAGAUGAACGCUGCUUACCACAGGGAAAAGUUAGAAGCUAGAAACAGACCAGAAGAAGGCCACAAAAGAGCUGAAGACAAGGGUGGGAAGGUCUCUGAGGACAGCUUUGCCGGCUGUCGAACGCCUAAGCACUUUCAUUCCAGCUCCGUCCCUGUCCCCAUGGCAGUGGACGGCUUGGUACAUUCUGCGGCUGGGUCAUCCAUCAGAUCCCCCUCCCUGCACUCGGUGUUCAGCAUGGACGAUAGCAAUAGCCUGCCAUCACCAAGGAAACAGCCGCCUCCCAAACCAAAGAGGGACCCCAACACACGACUGAGCGCUUCGUACGAGGCUGUUAGUGCUUGCUUGUCGGCAGCUUCUAAGGAAACCGCUAAUGAAGUACUGACCCGUCCAAGGCCACACAGUGAUGACUAUAGUACCAUGAAAAAAAUACCUCCCAGAAAACCAAAACGAAGCCCCAAUACGAAACUUAGUGGCUCUUAUGAAGAAAUACCUAGCCAAAAGCCUGGGGAUGUAAAACAGGCAAGCACAGGAGCUAAACCAGGUGGCUAUGACACUGUGACAGUACAGAGAGCAGCUUCUGCUGAUGUGCCACAACAUGGCAUGUUGAGUCUCUAUAUGUCACAAGAAGAGGAGGAAAAUGAGCCUGUCUAUAUUGAAAUGGUAGGGAAUGCAACAAAAAGCAAUUCUGCUGAAGCAGAAAGCCCAGAACAAGGAGAGUCUGUAUAUGAAGAAAUGAAGUAUUUUCUACCAGAAGAAGGAAGCAAUGGUAAUGCAAUAAUUCCAGUAAUGACUGGAUCUCCUCCUCUGUUGUUUGAAAGCAAAAAAAAUGUUAACGUUGAAGAUGGAACAUUGGAUGGAAACAGUCAAGCAGCUUUGAUCUACAAAGACUCAUGUGACAUUCCAGCCCCUUUUCCUAACUUGCUCCCCCACAGGCCACCACUUCUUGUAUUCCCUCCAACCCCUGUCACAUGUUCACCUGCUUCCGAUGAAUCACCUCUAACACCACUGGAAGUCAAAAAGCUUCCUGUCUUGGAAACCAACCUAAAAUACCCUGUACAGUCAGAAGGUUCAAGUCCAUUAUCACCACAGUACUCCAAAAGCCAGAAAGGGGAGAAUGAAAGACCAGCAUCUCCAGGCUUGGUUGUGUUCAAUGUUUCCAGCAAAGUGACUCCUCCUUCCACACCACCUCCUCCUCUCCCACCACCCCCUCCUCCUGUACCACCUCCUAUUUCCUACCGGGCUUCCACACAUUUUGCAUUUCCUCCAGAGCCUUGUACUAGUUUUCUGAUUACUACAGGGAAAACAGGUACAAACUCAGAUCUGUCAAAAGUACCUCAGAGACCAAAUCCUGCUCAGCUUGGAUGCUCAUCUUCUCCAUUCUCCAAACUGCCUUACUCCCCAAAGGUGGCAAGAGCAGAUCACAGGAAAUUGAACUCAAAUUCAUCAUCUUCGUUUCCAUACAGCCCUACAAACUCAAGGUCUUUGACCAGUCCCCUUGAUGAGUUAACUAGCUUGUUCAACUCAGGACGGAGUGUGCUACGAAAAUCUGCAGCAGGACGCAAGAUCAGGGAGCCAGAAGGUGCUGAAACUAAUCUGAACUUGAGGAGCAGGGAAGAUCCAAAUACAUCAGAUAUUGGAUCAGAAAGCCAGGAUAAAAAUGCAAAUAACCAUGGAACUCAGUCAUCUAAUCCACUGUCCAGUUCUGUGACUGCUGAAAAUGGAAAUUCAGUAUCAAAUGGUUUACCAGAGGAAAAUGAAUAUUCAAGACUGUCGGCCAGCACUACGGCAGGCUCAUCAAUUCAAAGACAUAGGGAGAGCCACACUAGCCAGGUUAUUCAUCAGCUUAGACUUUCAGAGAAUGAGAGUGUGGCUCUGCAAGAGCUUCUAGAUUGGAGGAGAAAGCUGUGUGAAGAGAGAGAAGACUGGCAGCAAAUCUUGCACAACACUGAGCAAAGAAUCACAGCCCCACCUCCACCCCCUUGUAAAAAACCAACGCUGCUGAAGAAGGUAGAAGAUACCUCCUGCAACAGACUCUCUUCAGGCAUAUGGGAUAGCACCAUGUGA
This is a messenger RNA of Egretta garzetta (little egret), 3853 nucleotides long. RefSeq names its product myosin XVI (gene MYO16). The transcript is spliced from 19 exons. The annotation marks the transcript as partial. Gene Ontology annotation, cellular component: perinuclear region of cytoplasm; myosin complex; nucleoplasm. Gene Ontology annotation, biological process: phosphatidylinositol 3-kinase/protein kinase B signal transduction; negative regulation of G1/S transition of mitotic cell cycle; neuron projection morphogenesis. Gene Ontology annotation, molecular function: actin filament binding; cytoskeletal motor activity; protein phosphatase binding. Lineage: Eukaryota; Metazoa; Chordata; Aves; Pelecaniformes; Ardeidae. The record is from RefSeq and is a predicted model, not a curated record.